GGUGACAUUGGCACUUGUUGUAACAAUAGCGAGCUGAGGGGGAACAGGUGCACUGGCUCACCUGCAGAGGGAAUUAAAGGGCGUUUAUGUGAUGCUGCUGGGUUCCUUACACCGGUGACCCCUCUACAAGAGAUGCAUAAUGGAAUGGCCCUGCCCUUGGAUUUUGCAGGGUGAGCUACAACCCUGCAGUUUGUAGUUUCCAGUCCCACCGACCUGUCCAGGUGUCCGAAUCCUCUCGGUAUGUAACUGCAGCUGAUACCUGCCUUCAAGACGGAAGCCUUCUAAACCUUUUAAGGGUCCACUUCCCCGACAGCAAUAUGCCAGAGCAAAGCAAUCAUUACCAGGUGGUGGUGUUCGGUGCUGCAGGAGUUGGGAAAAGUUCCCUGGUUCUUCGAUUUGUACGGGGAACUUUUAGGGAAACCUAUAUCCCUACUAUAGAAGAUACCUACAGACAGGUCAUCAGCUGUGAUAAGAACGUUUGCACCUUACAGAUCACCGACACCACUGGAAGUCACCAGUUCCCUGCCAUGCAAAGGUUGUCCAUCUCCAAGGGCCACGCUUUCAUCUUGGUCUACUCAGUGACGAGUAGACAGUCCAUGGAGGAGCUUCAUCCAAUACAUGAGCAGAUCUGUCAGAUUAAAGGAGACACACACAACAUUCCCAUCAUGCUGGUAGGCAAUAAGAGUGAUGAGUCCAUGAGGGAGGUCCAGACCAGCGAAGGAGAUAGUUUGGCCAACAAGUGGAAGUGCUCAUUCAUGGAGACAUCUGCCAAACUUAACUACAAUGUACAGGAACUGUUCCAGGAGCUUUUACAUUUGGAGAAGAGGAGAACUGUUAGCCUCCAGGUGGCCGGGAAAAAGUCCAAGCAGCAGAAAAAGAAAGAAAAGCUGAAAGGAAAAUGCUCUAUAAUGUAGGAUGACCUCAGACUAGCGGACUGGCAUUACGGCAUGAAGCAAUCCAGACUUUCUCAGACAUUUAUAAUAGAAGGCAUUAACUUUUAGGUCAGAAUACUUUGCUGGAAACAGCGCCAGGUUUUCGUGGUAUUAUGGUUACUAUAGCAACCAUAUCCAGCCAUCCUGUAAGUUUAGAAGACAAGCUGCAGUAUACGCAUGUCCGUGCAACGUCAUUUAGCAGUUGGUCAUCUUACUUAAAACAUUUGUGCGUCUCAAAGCUAGCGCCAACACGGAAGGGACCGGUUUUGGACCAUUCCUGUAUAUGAAAUUUUGUUGGAACGCCUUUGACUGCAGAUUGCACAGCUCUUAAGGGGUUGUGUAACAUUCGCGUGCCGGGACGUUUGGAAUUUAGGAAAUGAAUUGCUGCUUUAAUUUAAACGUAUAUAUGUGGUCACCUUUUUUUAUGUUUGUGUUUGGUUUUCCUUUGUACUGCUUUAAUUUCUUUUCUUUUUGAAACCUCUUGUGCUAUGUAAGUGGACCCUGUUUUUGUACGUCAUCCUUUUUAAUAUGAAAUUGAGGAUAAUGAAAUAUUUCAGACACUCAUUCUAUGUGCGAUACCUGUAAAUUCUGGCAACGGUUGGUAUAGCGAUUUCAGCUGUACAUUGUGUUAGAGCGGAUUUUACUGGAAAUAAAGAAUAUUCCCUGUG
Molecule: messenger RNA, 1600 nt
Organism: Pseudophryne corroboree (corroboree frog)
Lineage: Eukaryota; Metazoa; Chordata; Amphibia; Anura; Myobatrachidae
Gene: DIRAS3
Product: DIRAS family GTPase 3
Exons: 2
Coding region: 318-914 (198 amino acids)
Biological process (GO): signal transduction
Cellular component (GO): plasma membrane
Molecular function (GO): GDP binding; GTP binding; GTPase activity
Source: RefSeq, a predicted model, not a curated record